Messenger RNA from Symbiodinium sp. CCMP2456, 1137 nucleotides. Lineage: Eukaryota; Dinophyceae; Suessiales; Symbiodiniaceae. The record is from the annotation of a GenBank genome assembly.
AUGCAUGGCACGGCUGUGUCCGGAUCUGCGAAGAAGAGGAGGCCGGUCACAUGGGAUGCCUCGCUGGCACUAUGCAGAGCUUGGGCUCUUCGCGGCCUGCAAUACAAUGCGAAGACAUUCGGCCUCGUCCUCCACAGCUGCGAGAAAGCGGCCCGCUGGCGCGAAGCCGUUUCCAGCAUCGUGCACAUGGGCGAGAUCGUGGUCAGGCCCAACGUGAUCGUAUUCAGCAGUGCCGUCAGUGCUUGCGAGAAGGCCUGGCGGUGGGCUCAAGCUUUACUUCUUUUGGCUGCUGCGGAGCACGAGCUAGUGGAGCUCGAUGUGCUCAUCUACGCCGCUGCCAUCACCGCUUGUGAGAAGAGCCGGGAGUGGGAGCAGGCACUGGCUCUUUUCUUCUGCCUGCAGCAGCGGUCGAUGGUUGCGGAUGUCGUCGUGCACAAUGCUGCCAUGAGCGCCUUGUCACGGGGCACGAAGUGGCAGGCAAGCCUUUGCCUACUGGCACAGCUGCCACAAAGGCGUUGCCGGCCAACGGUCGUCUCUUUGGGUGCAGCAGUCUCGUCCUGCGAACGCGGCUCCAUUUGGCGAUGGGUGCUGGCCAUGCUGGCAGAAGCGGUUGCAUGGCCACUGCAGCCGAGUGUUCUCUGCCAAAACUUGUCGAUUAGUGCCUGCGUCCGCGCCUCACACUGGAGGCACGCUCAAGUGCGGCUACAGGCUUUGGAUGGGGGCGAAGGCAUUUCCCUUGCUGCAGCUGCCAGCUUCGCAGCGAGCGCCUCCUGGAAAGGCUUCGAAGGCAGCCCCAAUCGGAUGGUUUUCCACGCCGCAGUGACAGCCUAUGAGAAGAGCAGUGACUGGCAAAUGGCCCUUCGAUUACUGCAGCAAGGUGCUGAGAUAGAUGUGGCUCCAGACGCUCUUUUGCGCCAUUCUGCUAUAGCGGCUUGCGCCCAAGCCCGUGAAUGGCUGCAGGCCUUGUUUUUGCUGACGUCGGCCGCUGGAGCCCGUGCCAACGUCACCGCGCCGAUGUAUGCUCUGGUACUGAGCCCAUGUGAGCAAGUUGGCGAGUUUCGCCACCUGCCGCAGAUUCUCGAGGCGAUGACGCUGAAGACUUGCAGCGAGGUGGUGCUGCUGUUGGGACUAACGUGA